UUUUUCAAUGAGAGACAUGAAAGGAAUAAUGAUAAGGUGAAGCCACUUGGUUAGACCGGCAGGUAAGGUAGCCGCUAUUUUUUCUAUUCUAUUUGAGUUUUUCCAAGUGUCAAUCAUAUAUCCGGUCUUCUUGAGGCAACGUAUCAUUUUCAUAAGGUUCGAUUCUUGCUAGCCUCCGAUCAUAUCAUAUUCUUCACAGAUUCCAAGUACAUUAAUAAUAUAAUAUUUAUUCCAUCACACGAAACAAAGAGCACACAGAUUUGUUACGAAACCUCUGUAUUUGAGUACUUCUUCCUUCAUCUUCAGACCUCAUUUGUCAUUCAAGUGUUUAAGGUAUAGAGAUAUUAGAGAGGAACAAGAAGCCAUGGCUGGAAAAGAGGAAGGUGAAGUAAUCGAGGGGUUCAAAUUUGUACAGAAUCACGGCAAAGAUAGGGUUAGAGUUGGUAGAGUUUGGAAGAACUCUAAUGGGUUUUAUCAUUUUGUUGAAUGGAAUGUUAGCAUCAGUCUUUUAUCUGAUUGCAUCCGUUCUUAUGUCAAUGAUGAUAACUCUAAUAUUGUUGCUACUGAUACCAUGAAGAACACUGUUUAUGCAAAGGCAAAGGAAUGCAAAGAGCAAAUUACUGCUGAGGAUUUUGCUGUUCUGUUAGCUAAGCACUUCACAUCUUAUUAUAAGCAGGUUACUUCUGCCAUAGUCAAGAUAAUAGAGAAGCCAUGGAAGCGUGUAUUUGUAGACGGUCAACCACAUAGGCAUGGUUUUGAACUUGGAUCCGAAAAGCAUGUGGUAGAAGUUGUCUUGAAUAAAGCUGGUGCCAUAACAUUAUCAUCAAGCAUUGAAGAAUUAUCACUCUUGAAGACCACAAAGUCUGGAUUUGAAGGAUUUGUGAGGGACAAGUACACACUUCUGCCAGAAACACGAGAGAGGAUGCUUGCCACAACAGUUUCUGCAACAUGGAGGUUUUCAUUCGACAAUGUUAAUGACAUUCCAUUGAAACCAAUGUACUUUGCUGAAAGAUACUUUGAAGUGAGGAAAGUGUUGGUCAGUACUUUCUUUGGUCCUCCUAAUGAAGGUGUUUAUAGCCCAUCCGUGCAGAGCACCCUUUAUCAAAUGGGAAAGGCUGUUCUCAACAAAUGCCAUGAUAUAUCUUCUAUCAAACUGAAAAUGCCAAAUCUGCAUUUCCUUCCUGUUAAUUUAUCAAGCAUGCAGAAUCCAAACCUGGUCAAGUUUGCAGACGAUGUGUUUCUUCCGACUGAUGAACCACACGGAACAAUUGAAGCAAGCUUGAGUCGCCUCCACUCGAGGAUGUGAAUGAAGCAGCUUCCACACAAGUUAUCUUUCUGGCAUCUUUUCUUUGACUACUUUCU
Molecule: messenger RNA, 1362 nt
Organism: Amaranthus tricolor (Joseph's coat)
Lineage: Eukaryota; Viridiplantae; Streptophyta; Magnoliopsida; Caryophyllales; Amaranthaceae
Product: uricase-2 isozyme 2
Exons: 8
Coding region: 365-1306 (313 amino acids)
Biological process (GO): urate catabolic process; purine nucleobase catabolic process
Cellular component (GO): peroxisome
Molecular function (GO): urate oxidase activity
Source: RefSeq, a predicted model, not a curated record